GUUUUGGUCUGGCUGACGAAACUCUCGAUCGUGCAUGCAUCGAUCUCGCUGUAACCGCGGUCGUAGCGGAGUUCUCGAGGUUAGUGGUAACAAAUUGCCCCGAUUGACAGUACACUGUUUGGAAGUGGCCCAUGAAGUUUGAGCUAUUUCAGCAAGAUGUUUGAUCAGUUCAAAGAGAAGAUUCACUCUGUUCAGCUUGAUUUAAAUGCUGGAUUGAAGUCACUGAGUGAGAAGGCCAGAGAAGUUGGACGAUCAAAGAAACUGCCUGGUGAAUUGCAUGUCCUUGACAGCAAAACAGCUGACCUUGCAUCUCUUAAACCAGAAUGUGUUGAUGCUGGUGAUGAAAUCCUCAACAGGUUUCAACAGAUGUGGACUCAGCUACAUGUCAAUAUUGAAUUUUCUGCAGAAAAGGCUACGAAAAGUGACAAGGUUAUCUUAGAGUUGGUAGAGCAUCAUGACAAACAGGUCCAUGUCUGGAAACAGUUCCAGACUAGACUUCAAGAAGUACCAGGCAUGGUGACGCAGAUCCAAAAUCUAGCAGUAACAUUAGGUAAAUUGGAAGCUAAUUUUGAGGAAAUAGAAAGCAUGCUGGAGGGUCUUGAAGAUACAUGUGAGGAGGAGGAGUUGCUUGGCAACAAGAAGAUACAACUGGCAGAAUUCAUGAAAUACAAGGAGCAGAAAUCAAAAGAGAGGUUACAGAGAAGAGAACGUCUGCUGGAUGAAUACAACCAGAAGUUCCGUCGACUGGAAGACCGAGAAGAUGCUAAGAAGAAGGAGAGACAGAAAGCCUUCCAAGAAGUCUUUGCUGCUGACAUGGCCCAUUACAAAACUCAUGGAAAAAUGUCAGCUCCAGUGACCCAAUCCUCUCAGGAACUGGAGAACAGACUGGAUGAAUUUGAGAUAACCGUCGAUAGGGAUGACCAACUAGCUCUGGACGACUUCCUGGGACCUGACGAUGAGGACGAGGAAGUCAGUAGGAGCUCUAGCAGAAAAAGGGUACCAGUGACGAAGGAUGAUGAGAGUAAUGAUGGUGAUGAUGAGGAUGAAGAGGAGGCUGCAGCUAAAGUGGAAGGCGUUGCCUCAUUGGACAAGAGAGAAGAGAGGAUAGGACAGAGUGGAGAUGAGAAACUAACAGAGGAGUCCAAAGGAAGUGAUUCUGUGAACUCAGAGGUCACAGAAUCCAAAGAUGAAGCCAAUAUAAGUGAAGAACAAACAUGUAUAGAGGAUGGAGAAGAAGACUCCACAGAAAACUCAGAGGACAAGCAACAACAUCCAGAGAAUGCCGCUACCAGAGACGGCCUCAAGGAGGAAGAAGAGGAGGAGGAAGAAGACGACGACUUUGGAACCCCCGAUGAAGAUGCAGAAGAAUCAACAUCAAAAUCAUAGCAGAUCACUGGAUUUUGCAUGGAUGAUAGUCCCACCGCUCUGUGUUGAAGGCAGAGAUUUGUCAGUUUCCAAGAGAUUAUUUUAGGAUUUGCUGACUCUAAAUUUGAUGGAAAGCUCUUGAAAAUCCUGUAAUAGUGCUAUACUACAUCUCUGAUACUCGGGUAAAUUUGCAGUCCGAGUCUAAACAUUAUUUGGUAGUGAGACAGUGACUAUGUGAGCCAAUUUGUUGAAUAUAAAGGUUCAUUAGUCAUAACACAGAUUUUACUGUGGGCGAUGGGCAACCAAAGAUACUUUUUAAUAUAACACUCAUGAAAGGAGUUGUCUGACGUUUUAUCUGACAAAUCCUGUUUUAUCUGACAGUUACCAUAGUAACAUUGCUUCUCAGCCAAUAAGAAUCAAGGAAAGUUGUCAGAUAUGGCAACUUGUUGGAGGAAACAUUUAAAAAACACCCAGGUCUCACUAGUGUAAAAUGCUAGGGUUCAAAUUAUUUCUUCCAUAUUUAUGGAAAAUAAAACAUAAAAUCUUAGAAAUUAAUUAUUUUUGUAAUUUUGCUAUUCUUUCCAUUUCCUGACUCAUAAUUCAUUUUUUGCCAACUUUUUGUAGCAGGAUAAGAAUAAUUUUUGAUUGGUGAAUGAUUUGACAACUGGCAUUCCGUAAAAGUUUGGUAUGAAUUAAGUUAACCCAGAUUUAACUAAACCAUGGCUAUUAGAAUACCACCCAGUAGGUUUUAAAACACCUGGUGUGAAGGUGAUUGCUACUGUCAGGUCAAGGGCCCAUAGCAGAAAGAGUUUGCAUUUAAAUUUUUAAAAAAGAACAUGCACAAGUCCACAAUAUGUGUGUAUCAUUGGUUGAAAAUGAAGUUGUGUUUGAUUUUUUGAGUAGCAUUUCAUCGAAACUCUUUCUGCAACGGGCCCCUAAAAAUAAACCUGAUUAUUUUCUGUUUUAAUAGCUAAAGAAAUUCCAUAUUUCUUGUCUUUGACAUGUACUGUAUAUGAUAUUCUGAUAGCCAUGGUUUAGUUAAACCUGGGUUAACUUAGACCACACUUUUAUGGAACGCUAGUUGUCAACUCAUUCACCAAUUAAACUUAUGCUUAUCCUGCUGCAAAAUUUGUAAACAAAUUUAAUUCAGUCAUAAAAUGACAUGAGUCAUAAAAUGACAAUCGCCACAAAUAUUGAAGAAGUAAUGUGAAGCCCAGUAUUCUAUAGAAGUGUGAUUUAAAACUGUAGAUUAGACGAGGGAUAAAACCUAGGUUUAAUUAUCGGAAUAUCGCCCCCUGUGUUUAACUCCGCCUUGGGCAAAAA
Molecule: messenger RNA, 2688 nt
Organism: Lytechinus variegatus (green sea urchin)
Lineage: Eukaryota; Metazoa; Echinodermata; Echinoidea; Temnopleuroida; Toxopneustidae
Product: dysbindin-like
Exons: 12
Coding region: 157-1386 (409 amino acids)
Biological process (GO): negative regulation of protein kinase activity
Cellular component (GO): cytoplasm
Source: RefSeq, a predicted model, not a curated record